UUUCCUUUUUUAUUUCAAUAUUUAAAUACACCGUUUUUUUUCUUAUUUGGUUGAAUGUAUAUAUUUUCAGCGGAAUUGACUUAACUUUGGGCUAAAUUAACAUACGCGAUGGCUUAUAGUCAACUGUUGGUUGGGAUUAAACGGACUUUCGGGUUUUCAUUGUGCCCCAAAACGCAGAAGUCUAAAAUAAUUGAGUGCCCGAACCCGCCAAGGCGUUACCGGCAUGCGAAUGUCAUAAAAGCAGAGUAUCGCAAGGUCACAGAUCCGCAUUACAACAAGGGCAUGGGAUAUACGCAUGAUGAACGCCAAAGACUGAAUGUAAUUGGUCUCUUUCCAUGCGCUUAUCGCAGCGAAGCCGAGCAGAUUAGCGCUGUAAAUGCCAAUUUUCAUGCGCAGAAGUCGGAUCUUGCCCGUUACAUGUAUCUGAGAACGUUGCGUUCUCGCCAGGAGCGCCUUUAUUAUCGGUAUGUCAUCGAGAAAAUCGAGGACGUAAUGCCCAUUAUAUACACGCCCACGGUAGGCGCGGUAUGCCAGGCAUUCAGCCUGAUCUACCACAGUACCAUGGGCAUGUAUGUGAGCAAGUACGAUAAAGGCUACAUGACACAUGUGCUCAGUAACUGGCCGAGCAAGGAUAUACGUGCUGUGUGCGUUACAGAUGGUGAGCGAAUACUCGGUCUAGGUGAUCUGGGAGCCGGUGGCAUGGGCAUAUCUGUGGGCAAGCUGGAUUUGUACACGGCGCUGGCAAAAGUACCACCGCAAUACCUUAUUCCGGUUGUCCUUGAUGUUGGCACUAACAACCAGCAGCUGCUCUCCGAUCCCUUUUAUAUUGGCGUGCGCGAAAAGCGUUGUAAAGGCAAGGAGUACGAAGAUCUUGUACAAGAAUUCAUGGAUGCAGUUGUCAAGGUUUGGGGCUACCAGACGCUCAUCCAUUUCGAGGACUUUUCUACGCCGAAUGCCUUUAAGUUUAUCAACAUGUACCAGGACAAAUAUUGUAAAAUCAAUGAUGAUAUACAGGGCACAGCGUCCUGCGGCCUGGCUGGUUUUCUUUCCGUCGAACACAUCACAAAGAAACCACUCAAAGAUCACAUUGUCUUGUUUGUGGGCGCUGGCAGCGCAGCGCUAGGCAUUAGCAAGUUGCUAGUCAAGGAGUUGAUCAGCCGGAAGAUAAGCGAAGAAGAAGCUGUCAAGAACAUUUACAUAACCGAUGUAGAAGGUCUUAUAACCAAAGAUAGAAAGAAAUUUGAUAUACCAGACUUGAAGCUAUUUGCCAAAGACAGGCCACCCCUUAAGGAUCUUGAGCAAUUGGUUAAGGAACUUAAACCGUCCAUUUUAUUAGGCGCCACAGGUCAGGGCGGCAUCUUUACCGAAAACAUACUGCGUAUUAUGGGAAGCGAGCACGAACAUCCAGCUAUUUUCGCUUGCUCGAAUCCGACAAACAAAGCUGAAUGCACCGCCGAGCAGGCAUACAAUUUUACAGAGGGUCGCGCUCUGUUUGCCUCCGGCUCACCCUUCCCGCCUGUUGUUAUCGAUGGCAAACGGCUGAUACCAACGCAGGCCAAUAACGCGUUUGCCUUUCCUGGCGUCGCGCUGGGUGUGUUGUGUACCAAACCUCGUACUAUAUCGGACGACGUUUUCCUUGUAACGGCCCACGAAAUCGCCAAAUACUGUAGGGAAUUUUCCCCAAACGACGCUGCGCUUUAUCCACCCAUUAAGGAAGCUGCAAAUGUGGCCUUUAGCGUGGGCGUUGCUGUGGCAAAAUUCCUGAUAGACGAGCGUAAGGCAAAUGUGUAUCCGAUACCUACGAAUGUUUGUGAGUUUGUGCAGAGCUAUCAGUACUACACGGAACGCCAUGCAGCUCUACCUUCAACCUGGGAGUACCCAAAUAUGCCUGCUCCCUUGCCCAAUGGCGAUGAUAAAAAUUGCAAAAAUUAAGUGGGAUAAUAUAUGUUCACACGUAUUUUUAUAAAAUUGUAGUUCCAUAGUUCAGACUUUCUCAGUUAUUAUUAAAUUGAGAGUAACAGGUUUACG
Messenger RNA from Drosophila novamexicana, 2028 nucleotides. Its product is annotated as NADP-dependent malic enzyme-like. Gene Ontology annotation, biological process: malate metabolic process; pyruvate metabolic process. Gene Ontology annotation, molecular function: NAD binding; malate dehydrogenase (decarboxylating) (NADP+) activity; malate dehydrogenase (decarboxylating) (NAD+) activity. Gene Ontology annotation, cellular component: mitochondrion. Lineage: Eukaryota; Metazoa; Arthropoda; Insecta; Diptera; Drosophilidae. The coding region runs from base 109 to 1932 and encodes 607 amino acids. The transcript has 4 exons. The record is from RefSeq and is a predicted model, not a curated record.